Saccostrea cuccullata (small rock oyster) is the source of this 1341-nucleotide messenger RNA. Its product is annotated as nucleoporin Nup37-like. The transcript is spliced from 8 exons. Lineage: Eukaryota; Metazoa; Mollusca; Bivalvia; Ostreida; Ostreidae. Gene Ontology annotation, molecular function: protein binding. Bases 58 to 1053 code for a protein of 331 amino acids. Gene Ontology annotation, cellular component: nuclear pore outer ring. The record is from RefSeq and is a predicted model, not a curated record.
ACUCUUCUGACAUAGGAGGUACAAAUGUGAAAAAGGCGGGUAUUGGACUCGUAGAAAAUGGAACAGAGCUCAGCUUCAACGUAUAAUAUCCCAUGUCAUGACAUAGUAAAUACUGUAGAGUUUUGUCCCUACGAAUGGUGCUCGACAUUACUUGCCAUUGGGACGAAUUCACGAGUAACAAUAUACCGCUGUAGAUUUAUCAAUGAGUAUGAUGAAGGAGAAGAUUCUAUGCAUGAGGAUUUUGAUUUCAAGUUGUUGAUAGACAUACAAAAUGGCUGUCCUGUGCGGUCGCUGUCGUGGUCACCGGUGACAUCGUACAAGUCGUACGAACAGCCAGACACUGUCAGAAUUGCAGCAGCUGGAAGUGACAACAGAAUAAAAAUAUUUACAACAGAUCUGGUGGAAGGAACAGAGGCAGAGGUACUUGAGGGUCAUUCAGAUUUUAUCAAUGCCCUCACAUACAACCCAGAAAAUGGAGACAUUCUGGCCUCAACAGGAGAUGAUUACACAUGUAGGUUAUGGGGGAAUGAUGGUAGUCAACAGGCCUGCUUCCAGCUCAGUGCCCCCGGCAUGUCAGUCUGCAUCCAUGAAAAAGAAUCUGGGAAGGUGGUGGUGGCCCAGAAGAAUGGAAUCAUUAAGAUGUUCAGCCUUGACCUUCAGCACCAGAUCAGUUCCUGUGACUGUGGGAUCUCCCCCCUAAUGGGGAUAGACUGGUGUAGAGAUGACGAGGACAUCAUAGGAGCUGUAGCCGGCACUGAGUGGCUGGUGUUCCAGUUAUCUAGGUCAAGUCAGCCCUUAGAGAGAAGACAGGCCCACACAGACGGCGUUAGAGACAUCAAGUGGUGUAAGAGUCAACCUAAUCUACUGGCUACAUCAGGCCGACCAGGAAGGCAAAUCAAAGUGUUCAAUACAAGGCAUCACCAGGUUCCUCUGAAUACUUCAUUAAAAGUAUCCUAUGGGAUGAGUUGGCAUGCUCAGUUACCAGUGUUAGCAGUGGGGGGUGAUUCACAGGUCCAUCUGUACUACAUAGAACCAGCCAGACAACAGACGUGAUACUGUCGGGAGAUGUUAACACUGUUACAGGACACUUUAAAUUAACAGAAAGUACUUAAGGAUACUGGAUUAGUGAUGUUUAAAAGACACCACAGCAACUCUGUUAUUGUGAAGUUAAAUGUGAACUCAAUCUUAAUGGUUAUAUACUUGUUUCUCUCUUGAGAGAAUAAAAAUAUCUCCUAAUACUGAAAUUACAUACUGUAAACCAACUUUUAUUCGCGACGACUUUAUUUCGCGAUUUAACGGUUGUAAAUUAGUUCGCAACGAUAAAAUUUCGCGAUCAAUUCA